Impatiens glandulifera is the source of this 549-nucleotide messenger RNA. Its product is annotated as huntingtin-interacting protein K-like. Gene Ontology annotation, biological process: negative regulation of apoptotic process; protein stabilization. NCBI's taxonomy places the organism in Eukaryota, Viridiplantae, Streptophyta, Magnoliopsida, Ericales, Balsaminaceae. The record is from RefSeq and is a predicted model, not a curated record.
CAUGUCGAAGAUCGCCAGCUUGUCACCCGCGUUCAAGAGGCUAUGGCGUCGAUUGCCGCAGCUAAGGAAGCUGAUUUGAAUGCAAUGAGAUUGAGGGAGAAGGAACUGGCUGCUGUGAAGAUCAACGCUGCUGAGAUCGACAUAAUUGCAAAUGAGCUAGAGCUGGAUAAGAAGGUGGCUGAAAGGACUUUACGUGAACACAAAGGUGACGCUGUUGCUGCCAUCAGAUACUUGCUUCGCUAGGUGACCUUAACUAGGUAUUGAUUUCUGUAACCAAAGGGAAACAAAUGUUGUCUUUCAUUUGCAUUUUUCAUGGAGAGGUGACUAUUGAUCAUGUCUAUGCCAAUACCCUGCUGCAGCAGCAAUACUUUUUAUCGAGUUGAAACAUUAUGUUUUGUGAUUUGUAUCUUAGUACAUGACUCUUAGUCUCUUACUAUGGAAAUUCUCCUAUUUGUGAUACGCAAUUUAUGUUCACUAUAGCUAUCAUUAAGGUGGUAUACAAAUGUGCAUGAACAGAUUGUGUUUGUUCUUGUGGUAUUUUUCCCUUCA